AUGGGCGCCGCGCCCUCCGUGGUGGCGCUGUGGCUCGCGCACCGCACGGGCGCCGCGGAGUCGGUGCUGGGCACGUCGGCCGUGGUGGCGCUGACGGCUUUCGCAGUGGCGCUGCCGGAGUCGGUGGGCCCGGUGGCGAAGCGGAUCGCGCUGGGGCAGGCCAUCAUAAUCUACGUGGCCAGGUUCCAGCAGGGGGAGCGCCCCAGCCGCGGCCUGGCGCUGCUGCACCCGGCCAACGUGGUGGCGUGCACGGCGCUCGGGGUGGCGGCGGCACUGCUGGCCGUGCUGCUGCCCUGGCCGAGGAUGGCCACACGGGAGGCCAGGGACAAGAGCUGGGCGUACAAGGUGGGUGCCGCCGAGAGGGUCAGGGUCCUGGCUGACGCCUUUAUUGGUGUUGGUGUGGGUAUGGAGGCCGAGGUGUGCAGCCGGCACUACGUGAAAAACAGUUUGAAAAACUUGGGCCUGGGCUGCGCUGGCCUUUCGGCUGGCCCAAAAGCGGGGGCAUAA
Miscanthus lutarioriparius is the source of this 507-nucleotide messenger RNA. The record is from the annotation of a GenBank genome assembly. NCBI's taxonomy places the organism in Eukaryota, Viridiplantae, Streptophyta, Magnoliopsida, Poales, Poaceae.